Molecule: messenger RNA, 1395 nt
Organism: Lathyrus sativus (Indian pea)
Lineage: Eukaryota; Viridiplantae; Streptophyta; Magnoliopsida; Fabales; Fabaceae
Source: the annotation of a GenBank genome assembly
AUGGAUGGGAAAAACUCUCUUCAAAUAACAAAAACUGCUUCUGGAGCUUAUGAUGAUGAUGGACAUGCCAAAAGAACAGGAAAUUUAAAGAGUGCUGUGGCUCAUAUCAUAACGGCGGUUAUUGGUUCUGGUGUUUUGUCAUUGGCAUGGAGUACUGCUCAGUUAGGAUGGAUUGGAGGGCCACUUGCUCUGCUUUGUUGCGCAAUUGUUACUUAUGUUUCUUCAUUUUUGUUAUCUGAUUGUUACAGAAAUCCCGAUCCUGUGACCGGAAAAAGAAACUACUCUUACAUGGAUGCUGUUAGAGUCAAUCUUGGUAAUAAAAGAACUUAUGUGGCGGGGUUUCUUCAGUUUUUGACCUUGUAUGGGACUGGUACUGCUUAUGUAAUUACCACAGCAACUAGUUUGAGGGCUAUUAUGAGAUCAAAUUGUUAUCAUAAGGAAGGACACAAAGCUCCUUGUAGUUACGGUGGAAAUUUGUAUAUGAUGAUGUUUGGACUUGUUCAGAUUGUAAUGUCAUUCAUACCAGAUCUCCAUAACAUGGCAUGGGUUUCAAUUGUGGCUGCAAUUAUGUCUUUUACAUAUUCAUUCAUCGGACUAGGACUCGGCAUAGCAACCGUCAUUCAAAAUGGAACAAUUAUGGGAAGUGUGACAGGAGUACAAACUGCUAAUGGUUCCGAGAAAAUCUGGUUAAUCUUCCAGGCACUUGGUGACAUUAGCUUUUCAUAUCCAUACGCAAUUCUCCUUCUUGAGAUACAGGACACUCUAGAAUCUCCUCCUCCAGAGAAUCAAACCAUGAAAAAGGCUUCCAUGGUUGCAAUCUUCAUUACAACAUUCUUCUACCUAUGCUGUGGAUGCUUUGGAUAUGCAGCUUUUGGAAGUGCCACACCAGGAAACUUAUUGACAGGGUUUGGAUUUUACGAGCCUUUCUGGCUUAUCGACAUUGCGAAUGUUUGCAUUAUCAUUCAUUUGGUUGGAGGAUAUCAGAUAUACAGUCAACCAAUAUAUAGCACUGCUGAUAGAUGGUGUGCAAAGAAAUACCCCAACAGUGGCUUUGUGAAUGAUUUCCACAGAGUGAAACUUCCUCUAUUACCGGCUUUUGAGAUAAAUCUUUUCAGGUUUUGUUUUAGAACAACCUAUGUGAUUUCAACCACUGGUCUUGCAAUUUUGUUUCCUUACUUCAACCAAGUUCUUGGAGUUUUAGGAGCAAUAAACUUUUGGCCCUUGGCUAUAUAUUUCCCAGUUGAAAUGUACUUUGUGCAGAAGAAAAUUGGAGCUUGGACUAGAAAAUGGAUUGUUCUAAGGAUAUUUAGCUUUGCUUGCUUUCUUGUCACAGUGGUUGGAUUUGUUGGAUCAAUUGAAGGUAUUAUAAGUGAGAAAAUUAGUGGAAAAGGUUAA